Molecule: messenger RNA, 2292 nt
Organism: Prunus armeniaca (apricot)
Lineage: Eukaryota; Viridiplantae; Streptophyta; Magnoliopsida; Rosales; Rosaceae
Source: the annotation of a GenBank genome assembly
AUGGAGAAGUCGAGACGAGAAAAGCGAAAAGAGGCUCGCUUGUCGAAGAAUGCAAGAAAUCAUGAGUCGUGGCUCCAACAUAAGAAAAUUCAAAAGGAUAAAGCUAUUUUUGUCAAGUCAAAAACUGUACAGAAAACAAAAGAUGAGCAUACAGCUGAGGAAACAGAAGUUAAAGCUAGAUCAGAGUCUCCGGAACAGAAGGAUCAUAAAGUAUCGAAGGCGGUUGAAGAAGAAAAGGGGUCGAAGAGAACCCCAAAAACGAAUUUUGAAAAGUAUCUUGACAUAGAUAGGAAUAGGGGGGAGGAGGAUUUGGAAUUAGAAAGGAAACUUGCUAAGAAACUCAAAGUGAAGGAUGGAAAAUUGAAGGGUGAGGAUUUUGGUCUUAAUGUGUUAUUUGAAGGGAUUUCAGCUGUUGAUUCCCUUGGGGAAAAAGAAGCUACAUAUGUUGAGACAUUACCUGCCAAACAAUCUAAGAGUAGCUCUUCAGGCAAGAAAUGUAAAAAGGAUAAGCCAUUGAAGGACAGGCUAGAAAAUGAGCUACCUAGUGACUUAAUGGUUGAAGUUCCUGAGGUGGCAGUAACUGAUGGUGUUGAGGUGGAAUCUGAAGAUGUUUCUUCCAAGAUAUCAUUGAGGAAGAAACAUAAGAAGAGAAAGUUGCUGGAGGGGACAGUAGAAGCCGGUGACAUGUCUUUUGAUGUAUCUAAGAAAAUGAAGUCAUGUGCUACAGAGAUGGCAUUAGAAAAGGCUCCUGUGAAGGCACCUGAAAAAUAUGUUGCUCCUCACUUAAGGUCUCGUGCAGGCAAUGAGCCAGAAGAGCAUAGUCAGAUCCGCAGACGAGUACGAGGUCUUCUGAAUAGGCUGUCUGAAUCUAACGUGGAAUCUAUUACAGGAGACCUGUCUGCUAUAUUCCGUUCCCUUCCUCGUGGCAUCGCAUCUCAGAUGUUCAGUGAGGAGCUUUUAGCAUCUUGUGCUGGCGGUCCUCGUGGAAAUGAACAAUAUGCUGCUGUUUUUGCCGCUCUUGUUGCAGGCAUGGCCUGUUCAGUAGGAAUUGACUUCGGUGCAAAGCUUAUGGCUUCACUUGCGAAAACUUUUGAGGAUGAAUACCACAAAGAAGACAAUAUUUCCUUGAGAAAUGUUACUCUUUUACUUUCUCAUUUAUGCAUAUUUGGAGUUUGCUCAAGUGAAUUGAUAUAUGACUUUCUGAUUGUUUUGAGCAAGCGGUUAACAGAGGUUGAUGUCUCUACAAUCUUGACAGUUUUACAAUGCUGUGGAAUGAAAAUAAGGGCUGAUGAUCCUCUUGCAAUGAAAAAUUUUAUUCAGAGUGUUCAGAAUAGAGUGAAUGAGCUAAAAGCCUCCUGUGGAGAUAACCAGGAUAAUACCAACAGCAAAAGAAUGGAAUUCAUGCUUGAAACUAUAUGUGACAUCAAGAACAACAAAAAAAGGUCUAAAGAAGAUAAUGCACAGCAUACCAGGAUAAAGAAAUGGCUACAAAAGUUGAGGGUAGAAGACAUUUUAAUAAGAGGGCUCAAAUGGAGCAAACUAGUUGAUUCUAAUAAGAAGGGCCAAUGGUGGUUAUCUGGGGAUAUGGCCUCAUCAACAGACAACGUUGAAGAGGUUGCCAACACAAUAGACAAAGAGGUUCUUGAAGCCCAGAAAAUGCUGCAGCUUGCUGCUGAACAGAGAAUGAACACUGAUGCCAGAAAGGCAAUCUUUUGUAUAAUUAUGAGUGGGGAGGAUUAUAUUGAUGCAUUUGAGAAGCUUCUAAGAUUGGAUUUGCAAGGAAAGCAGGACAGAGAGAUCAUGCGAGUAAUUGUGGAGUGCUGUUUGCAGGAGAAAGUGUUUAACAAGUAUUACACCACCCUGGCUUCCAAAUUCUGUGAGCAUGACAAAAAUCACAAGUUCACUUUACAGUUUUGCCUUUGGGACCAUUUCAAAGAUCUGGAGUCAAUGCAGCUUACUAGGUCAAUGCACCUAGCAAAGUUUGUAGCAGAGAUGGUAUCCUCUUUCACUCUCUCCCUUGCAGUGCUGAAGACAGUAGAUCUAGCCGACAUCAAGCAGCUAACAGCAAAAAGGAUAAUGCAUUUCCGGAUGCUUUUUGAGGCCAUCUUUGAGUAUCCUGAUAGCCUAAUUUGGAAUAUAUUCACGCGUGUAGCUGUUUCCCCAGAGCUUGAAAGUCUUCGACAUGGGAUUGAAUUUUUCGUCAAGUAUAUUGUGGAAACCAAUAAAGCCCUCAAGGAUAAGUUUAAGCUUGCAAAGAAAGCCCUGAACAAUGUUGAAGGAGUUCUCAUGUGA